CCUGGUGUGCGUGCGCGAGUGGCUCAGCAGUGCUCUCUGUUUUACGCCGAAACGCUGGACUGCAUUGUGGCUGCUGAAAUGUACGGCGAGCAAUUGGAAGAGAUCAUCACGCAGCACAUGAAAAAUACACGUGACAUCUCAAAUGUAAAAUCUGAGCUUUUCCACGCACUGGCAAAUUUUUACGCCAGUAAAAGUGCUGAAGACAACAUGAAAUUUGGCGAACGGGUUGUUUAUGCCAAGACAUGUCUCGCGCACGCAAAGGAUGCGAGCGACGCUAUGACCAAACGAAUUCCCCCGGCACUCAAAGCCAAUGUGGACACGCUGUUGGAGAUUUGUCAAGCAGAACAGGCGGCAGCAACAAAUGACAACGACGAAAUCUAUCACGAACUGGUACCAGAGACGGUUGCUGAGAUAAAACCCGCUGUUCUGGUGAAUGCCAUGACAGUGCAGGAAGGGCCUGCUUCCGCGGAUUUGGUGGGACCUGAUAUUUUCAACUCGUUGGUACCCCUUUCUGUCCUUUCGGCUGUAUCCAAGUACAGCGCCGAAAAAGACGAGCUCUUCCGCAAAGUCAAAAGAGAAUUCACGGCACUCACAGACGAUAUCAAACAACGCCUCAAGACCAUGCGUUUACCUCGCGUACUUGAUUCCAUCGAUAUAAAUAAUGUUGACGGAGUGCCCAAGGAACUGCAAAGCGCGGUACAUCGUGCUCUUUCGCUCGGCAAAAUUGAAGAGCUGAAGGCUGGGCUGAAAGAGGUCCAUGCGGUGAGAGAGAAGCUAGAGCCCUCAAUACAGAAGAUUCGUUACAUGCGACAAGAAGAGGAAGGGGCGCACUUGGCAUUGCGAAAGGCUUUGGGGGACAAGUAUAGUGGAGGAGCUUCUGUCAAUCGUUUAGUCAAGGAAACGUCAUCUACCUUGGACGCUUAUAAAUCAGCGGUGGAUGCCGACACUAAAUUGCAGCAGCUAAUCUCGCAACGAGAACCCGCAUUCAAGGUUGUCCUCGCUUUGGGUACAGCCGAGCCCUCCAAUCGAGAUGCCAUCUUACCUCCCUGGGACGAAGGAAUUGACAUGAAAGCCAUUGUACAGCGCCUACGCACACUGCUACACAAGUGUGACCAGAUGUUAGCACAUCGAGAACAGCUGCAGUCUGAAUUGCGCAAUCUUGUCGACACGCAAGACAUCUCCGAUCAAUUGGUGUGGAGUGCUGUAGGCCGAAGGUUUGCCGGUGGCAAUACUGAGGAUAUCACUAUCGCAGAUGAACAGAAAGUGGACGCCACGCAACCCCAGGAUGACAAUAGUGAGCAACAACUUAGUGUAGAGGAGGUACAACGUCGCAUAAUGGAUACGGCCAUGACCAAGUAUGACUCGAUCCGGCAGAUCAUCCGCACUAACUGUGAAGCGCAGCCUCCCCUGCUACAAGCGCUUACUUCAGCCAAUGCCGAUUUUGUGAAUGCGAUGUCCAAUAGUAAACGGGGAAAGGGCGUAUCUGGAUUAGUGGAAAGUGCGAAGCAAUACGUAAAGGCAUGGGAGACAUUGCAAAGUAGUGAGCAGUUUUGGAUCAAGUUGAACCACCUAGUGGAUGAAGUUGUGGAAGGAUGGGGUUCAGUACGCAAAGAGCGCGAGAUCGAGGAAAUUCGUUCAGGUUUGGGUUCUAAACCCCCGAGCGGUGGUGCAGCAGUUCCUCCACCGCCACCCCCGCGCGCACCUAAGCCUGGGUCAAAUGCUAGCUUGGCUGAUCUGGACUCGGUUACAGGACCAUAUCCUGCCAUUAUGCCAACAGAAUUGUACUCAUCGGCAAACUCACCCGGCGAAGAGAUGCAAUAUCCAAGACCUUUAUGUCACCAAUUAAGCAGUAAUUCACAGUCGGAGGGACAUCCCGUCCCAAUUACCACUAUUGUACGGCCUCAGCAGCCACCCAUGGGAAUGUCAUAUUCGCAGAGUCCUGUCCCUACCCCUGCCCAACUCACACAGGCACAAUACUUCCAACAGUUAGGGGCAGCUGUGUCUGUUGACCCAUACCAAGCACGAACUCGUCAGAAGGAGCAGGAGUCGUUCGUACCCCCGCCAAAUCAAAUGCUUCCGCCUCAACAAUAUCAACAAUCUCAACAAUCUCAACAGCUGUAUCACACACGAUCGAACACUCCUUACAAUCAACAGAUCCCGCAACACCCGCAACCUCCGCAUCAAAAUCAAACUUACGAAGGCUCUACAUGGCUCCCCCAGACGCAAACGACGGAGGCUUCUUCUGGUACCUACAUACAGGCAUUUGCAAAUGUACCAUCGUUUGUUACGGGCGAUCCACAGAUAAAGUCGGCCAAUGCGCCACCGCUACCAGAUGAUGACGUCCAGUUUCUGUCUCUUUAUGGUAAUUUACACCGACCGCCACCAACACCGACCGCAGGCUCGCAUACUAAGCCAGAAUCGCCUACGGUAUCACAAUCGGAAGCACAGUCGCAUUCACCGACAGCCAAUCCACGGUUCAAUCAUCGGCCUCGCAUGGAGCUCUCUCGCCAUUCGCAGCAAGCGAAGCAGCAACAAUCAGAUCAAGUUGUGCAGCAGCCUACCUACAGUCAACAACAGCAAACUCAAGCAUUACAAGCUCAGGGUCAGCCGCCUAGUAUUUUUCCUGAAUUGCGACCGGUGAAUGCGCAAAUUCUGCAGCCAGAACAGGUUCAUCCGUUGCAACUCAAAGCGGAGGAUAGCACUGUCUCGCUUGGUUCCACAUCCAUACAAACGCAGGUUCCCAUGCUGCAACAGUCAAAUUUGCCCGCACGCACCUCGCCGUUGCCCACCAAUCCAUUCGAGAAUUGGAUUGCCGCUGCUGAAGCACUUACGACCGAAGAAGAGAUCGAAGUCCAGACACCAUCACCCCAUAUCCCAAAGAUAUCAUCUGCCGAGCUAGACGCUGUAUUUGGAAGCGGAACGGUGGCUACCAGUAUGACAGCCACGACGACGAUGAAUGUUGUGCGUUCGUCAGAGCCGCUGUCUCCACCGCCUGUGCAGCAAGCCAGCACGUCUCAGACAGUUGUGUGCGACAUGAAGACCGGUUCGCAAAGCGCAAGUUCAACGCCUCAGAUGCAACAGCCUGUAGGCAAUCAAUCUCAGACGCAGUUUGUAUCAUCCGAGCUUGCUCCACACUCUGGGCAAGUAUCAUCACAUAUUUCCGGGUAUACCGCACCGCAGCCACAACUAAAUCAAGCGCAGUCGCAGCAGCCACAAGAUGGGCAGUAUUUCGACGCAUCGAACCACCCACUUCACUUAAGUGAGCAGUCACAACACGAGGUACAUGCACAGCCACAGGCUCCGAUGAAUAUACGAGUGUCUCUGGGCUCCCCCUUGACCUCGUAUCAGCAACAACAGCUGCAUCCACAACAAUACCAUCUAAAUCAGCAGCAACAGCCACACGUUGCACAAUACCACCAGCAACAAGAACAACAUCGUAAUCCGCAACAACAACAUCCGCAACAGCAACAUCAACAGCAACCGACACAAAGACCACAGCAACCUUACUCACAACCACAAUCUCAGGCUUACGCAUCAAUUACUCAUAGGUACUCGCCAAACUCUGAAUCCAGUAUCUCGAAAUCCCACAGUAAUGAAUUGGCAUCACAUUAUCAGCGACAAUCACACGUCACCUACGGCCCACCUGCAAGACCGGCUAGUAGCAAACCUGGCAGUGCACCACCUCGGCCCUCACAGAUAUUGCCGCCGACGCCAGUACCCCAACCCGUAAAAUACGAUCAAAAUAUUUUCGCAGUGGCAAUGGCCCAAAACGAUGUACUACAACGGGCGCAACAGCAGAAUCAACAGCAUAUUUUGGGAAGCAUAUCUCAACAGUACGCGAUACCCAUAGUAAAUCAGGUACCACCGAUUGCUGGACAGCAGACAUUGCCACAACCACUACAGACAUUGCCACAACCACUUCAAACACAGCAAAUUCCUCAGCGAUCCAUACAUAUAUCAGAGCAGCAUACGUAUGCUCCAAUACAGCAACAUCAGGGCCAACAAUCAGAAUACGGGCAAUUAGCGCAACAGUUUUCACAGCCGCAGCCGCUAUCAUUUAUGCCAGCACAAUCGCAGGAGUUACAGGAUGCACAGCGAUCAUCAGGGUUUUCUUUGAUUUGA
Messenger RNA from Sphaeroforma arctica JP610, 4122 nucleotides. RefSeq lists its product as hypothetical. The record is from RefSeq and is a predicted model, not a curated record. The coding region runs from base 79 to 4122 and encodes 1347 amino acids. Gene Ontology annotation, molecular function: protein binding. The transcript has 15 exons. Lineage: Eukaryota; Ichthyosporea; Ichthyophonida. Gene Ontology annotation, cellular component: endosome. Gene Ontology annotation, biological process: protein transport to vacuole involved in ubiquitin-dependent protein catabolic process via the multivesicular body sorting pathway.